CCCCCCUCCCUUCUCUCUCAGGUUCCAUUCCUUCCUGCUGUACCUAGGUCAGCCAUCCUACUCUGUUAGGGACACUAAAGUGACCCACUUCUGCAAGAUUAUCAGUGAGUUUUCUCUGGAGUACCGGACCACCAGAGAGAGGGUCCUGGCCCAGAAACACAAGCGGGCUACCCACAGGGAACGCACCAAGACCAGGGGAAAGAUGAUCACUGAGACGGAGAAGUUCUCGGGGGUGGUGUCUCCCCAGUCCCAGGACAGCCCCUCCCUUGUCUCCAGGCCUGCAGAGCCAGAGCCAGAGCCAGAUCCAGUCCAGGAGGAGCAUGAGAACAUGAAGAAUAUGCUCAACACAUCCAGCAGUACCGACCACCAGGGGAACCUGCGCCGCAACCGUGGCUACCGCAGUCUAGGCCCAGUUUGUCCAUCCCAGAUGUCUGUAGCCAAAGAGGACAGUGCCAGCUCCCAGGAUGAUGCUACGGAUGAGAUCAUGGAUCGGCUAGUCAAGUCUGUUACCAGGAACCCCACAGAGAGGCCGUCCAGCCCCAAGACACGCAAACGCUCCCGCCUCAACAGGAAGUCGUUGAGGAGGACUCUGAAGAGCGGACUGAGUGGUGACGUGGUUCAGGCUCUGGGACUCAGCAACAAGACUGGUGACAAGCUCUGAACACACAGAGACCUACACAGACUGGUGACAAGCUCUGA
Messenger RNA from Salvelinus fontinalis (brook trout), 699 nucleotides. RefSeq names its product FH1/FH2 domain-containing protein 1-like. Gene Ontology annotation, biological process: cortical actin cytoskeleton organization; actin filament network formation. The record is from RefSeq and is a predicted model, not a curated record. The coding region runs from base 203 to 661 and encodes 152 amino acids. Gene Ontology annotation, cellular component: cytoplasm; cytoskeleton. Lineage: Eukaryota; Metazoa; Chordata; Actinopteri; Salmoniformes; Salmonidae. The transcript is spliced from 4 exons. Gene Ontology annotation, molecular function: actin filament binding.